Molecule: messenger RNA, 1001 nt
Organism: Suillus bovinus
Lineage: Eukaryota; Fungi; Basidiomycota; Agaricomycetes; Boletales; Suillaceae
Exons: 14
Coding region: 110-808 (232 amino acids)
Source: RefSeq, a predicted model, not a curated record
CCCAAACUCAACAAAUUACGUGACUCGUUGUUGAGUCAAAUGCAAUUCAUAGAAUCUGGGCGCGAUAUAAAAUUACAAUGACUUGGAUACUUGUUAGCACUAGUCCAGCAUGAUCCCACCUUCAUCAUACAUAGAUUUCCUCAAUGGAAGUUAUAUUUUUCUUGCUACGAUGGUGGUCUUGGUUUAUGAUUUUUUGAUUAACCUUGAAUAUGAGAUUGCCUAUUGGACAAGCCAAAGAGUGUCGUUCGCAACAGUCGCAUAUGGGUUAUGCCAAGCACUCUCUCUUACUGCGUGCUUUGUUCGAAUCCCGAUUGUGUUCAUAUCUACCAUGGAAAAACUCGAUAAAAUGGAAUGCACAAUUCUUGAUCUUAUUGAUCUCUGGAUGCUUGUGUUGGUCCUUGUGUGUGUCGAGUGUAUCUUCGUCAUUCGAACAUAUGCAUUGUGGGGUCAAAAGAGACGGAUUCUAUACAUUUUAUCUGGCAGUUAUUUGGUGAUUCUUGCGGGGGCAUUUAAUUGUCUCGCACUAUAUAGUGUCGCUAUUGGUAAUUUUGGAGGCUGUGAUUUACCAGCACAUUCACAACAGCCUCUGAUAGCAGGGUACAUACUUCUAGUCGUACUAGAGCUAGAGGUUCUCGUGCUUUCUGUUUACAGGGCGUUCAAAUUGUAUCGUGCAAGUCGAGGAGUGCUUUUAGUUCUGCUUGUACAGCACAAUGUUGGAUAUUUCGCUGCUUGUCUUGUACUGAAUGGCAUCAAUAUGAUAAGUGCGGUUGGAGUGGCGACUCAUGACAAUGCAAUGAUGGAAGUGUAAGGCGUGUUUUCAAGUUGGGUAUGCCAAACAUCUUACUGCACUUCUCUCAGGACACAAAUCAUCCUGCAAGGGAUGCUUGCUACCCGGAUGCAGAUUGACCUUUGGAAAUCAGCCAAUGAAAUGAGUGAAUCAUCAACGGGCGAGAUGUCGAUGACAUUAAUGGAAUUUGCUGAGAGACGCGAUGUCGUGCAGG